Molecule: messenger RNA, 1272 nt
Organism: Rotaria sp. Silwood2
Lineage: Eukaryota; Metazoa; Rotifera; Eurotatoria; Philodinida; Philodinidae
Source: the annotation of a GenBank genome assembly
AUGAAUAUCAUUGUUAUUAACGUUAUUACUUGUCUUCUACUCAUUAGUAUGGUAAACACUUUUUCUUUUUGGAGUAGUAAAAAUGAAGAAAAACAAGAAUAUCAAAAAAAGCAAGAAGAUCAAGAAAAACAAGAAAAGCAACGAAGAAAAGAAAAAGCAGAUGUUGAUACAGUAAUUGGUAUUGAUCUGGGAACAACUUAUUCAUGUGUCGCUGUCUUUAAAAAUGGUCACGUUGAAGUUCUUGAAAAUGAUCAAGGCAAUCGAAUAACACCAUCUUAUGUUACUUUUACAUCUAAUGGUGAACGAUUAAUAGGUGAUGCUGCCAAAAAUUUACUUACCUCGAAUCCUCAAAAUACAAUAUUCCGUAUCAAACGAUUGAUGGGCCGUGAAUAUUACGACCCAUCGGUCAAACAAGACAUAAAAGAUUUUCCAUUUUCGGUUAUUGCGAAAGAUGAUAAACCGGUUGUGAAAGUCCAAAUAGGUUCUACUGAAAAGUUGUUUACACCAGAAGAAAUUUCGGCAAUGAUACUUGGUAAAAUGCGCGAGAUCGCUGAAACAGAUCUUAGAAAGAAAGUGAAAUAUGCUGUUGUAACAGUUCCUGCCUAUUUUAAUGAUGCUCAACGACAAGCAACAAAAGAUGCUUGUACUAUCGCGGUUUUGAAUGCUGUAAGAGUUAUCAACGAACCGACAGCCGCAGGGAUUGCUUAUGGUCUUGGUAGUUUGAAUAAGGAAAUCAGCUAUCAGACUAUACUUGUCUUCGAUUUGGGUGGUGGAACAUUUGAUGUUUCGCUUUUAGUAGUCGGGUCGGAUGAACAAGACCAUACUUUCUUUGUUAUCUGUAUAGGCGGUGAAGAUUUCGAUCUACGUGUUAUGGAAUAUUUAAUUAAAUUGUUCAAACAGAAGACUGGCAAAAAUGUCCAAGAUACUCGUGCUUUACAAAAACUUCGACGUGAAGUUGAAAAAGCUAAACGGAUAUUGUCGUCAGAAGUUGAGAUAAAAAUUGAAAUUGAAUCUUUUUUUCAAAAUGCGGAUUUUAAUGAAAAAUUAACACGUGCUAAAUUUGAAGAACUCAAUCUGGAUUUAUUUCAGUCAACAUUGAUACCCGUGGAAAAAGUUCUAGAAGAUGGCGAUCUUAAAAAAUCUGAUAUCGACGAAAUUAUUCUCGUCGGUGGAUCGACUAGAAUACCAAAAAUUCGACAGCUGCUCAAAGAAUAUUUCAAUGGAAAAGAACCAUUACGAAGUAUCAAUCCGGACGAAGCUGUCGGUGAGUGA